Stylophora pistillata is the source of this 2811-nucleotide messenger RNA. Its product is annotated as netrin receptor UNC5C-like. Gene Ontology annotation, cellular component: membrane. NCBI's taxonomy places the organism in Eukaryota, Metazoa, Cnidaria, Anthozoa, Scleractinia, Pocilloporidae. Gene Ontology annotation, biological process: netrin-activated signaling pathway. The record is from RefSeq and is a predicted model, not a curated record. Gene Ontology annotation, molecular function: protein binding; netrin receptor activity.
UCUAAUUUUGUUGUUUUUCUUUACCACACAGAGGGGCUGUCUUUGAUCGGAAUUUUUUCUUCGUAGUGUGACAUCGGCACUUCAACAUUUCCUGACGAAAAGCUCUUUCGAGAGCAGAAUUAUCGAUGGAAAGUUGUUUCGUAGUUUAAGACUCGUCUACAGGGUGGAACUAGCAGCUUUAUAAACAGAAAGAUGGAGAGCCGCUUUGUUCUCGCAUGCAUGAUAUGCCUCGUCUUUCCUCAGUCCGCGUUUGGAUCGAACUUAGUGCUCGGAAGGGAAAGAUCUCCAGGACUGCCUAAAGAUAUCUCUACUACAGAUGUGGUAAAACCAGAGUUUGUCACAGAACCAGAAGAUAAGUUUGUCCUACCUAACUCACUGCCAGCCAAUUUGUUGUGUGAGGCCAGAUUUGUGUCAAACUUAAAUUUCCAUUGCACUGGUGGAUUAGUGCAGAGAAAAUUAUAUGAUAAUCAAACUGGGAAUAACGUGAAGUUGCUGAUUGUGGAAUUAGCUGUAUCUCCAGUCCUUGCGAAAAGCAAUGCUACUGAUGCUGUCUGCACCUGUGUGGCUACUGGUUAUCAAGGCCAAGUAAUAAAAAGUCGCCCUGCAGCUGUCAAAAAAGCUUAUCUAGAUGAAAAUGUUGUGAUUUCACCGUCUGUUGACACAAGAGUACCAAAAAAUACUUUGGUCACCUUGAAAUGCAAGCCUCCUGCAGGAGUUCCAAGACCAAUGGUCUCCUGGUGGAAAGAUGGCCGUCUCUUGGAUUCAAGCAGCAGAGGAGUUCUUUUCGGAACUGAUCCUAACUACCUUGAGGUUAUUAUAAAGAAGGCAAAAAUCUCACAUGGUGGGCUUUACACCUGUGAGGUAUCAAACCUUGCUGGAAGCCAAAAGAGCACUGCUAUCAAGUUGACAGUGUAUGUUGAUGGUGGUUGGUCAGAGUGGCAGGAAUUUUCACCCUGUAAUGCACCCAAAUGUGGAACUGGGAAAAAGAUGUUAAAACGCUCCUGUACAAAUCCUCAACCUCAAAAUGGGGGAGACUUCUGUGAAGGUUCUGUCAUCAAAUAUGAGCCAUGUCAAGACUUAUCUCCAGAUGUAAGUGUAACUUGCCCUGAUCCCAUCAAAGUAUUAGUCAACCAAUCAGAUGGGAGAUUGUUGAAUGUCUCUUGGAAUAAGCCUGUUGUUCACGGUGCAGUGAACGGUACAAAGGUCUCAUUGAAUGUUAUUCCUGAUUGGGCUGUCCCACCUGUGUUGUUUGAACAAAAAUAUUCAAUUUAUACAAUCAAGUAUUUUGCCAAGGAUGAAUGUAAGCGUGAAGUCAGUUGCUCCUUCAACAUCACAGUCUUAAAUGUGUCUGCCCCUGCGUGUCUAACCCCGGAUUGCAAGACGAUUACUGAUGCCUCAAGCUUAUCUACAGUUAGCACAAACAUUGAAUUGACAGAAACCACAGCUGUUAACUACAUAAUAUCCGUAGCUGUCUUAGCUGCAGUGGUGACAGUAUUUGUUACACUUUUGAUUAUCUAUUUACAACGCUACCGAAACUUACGUAAAAGAUAUGGCGCUUCAACCCACAAGCAGUAUGAAGGUCCAAAGGAUAUCAUAGAUCAUAAAAGAAUUGUGGUCGCUCGGUCUGCAUCUUAUGAAGAGGCCCCACCUCUUCCUGUAAAGUUGACUGCUGGAUCUCCAACUGGCCCGACAGCUUGUGACUUCCAGGGAGUAAGCGAACUUCCAGACAAGUCAGUGCAUGUUGAAAUUGAAGCUCACGUUGAUGGUGAAGGAAAGGAAGAUAGAGCUCGCAAUUUCAAGAGGACAUAUUCGUCUGUUAGCAACAAAUCGACAGCAUCUGAAAUCUCACGAAUGAUGUGGAACGUCUCCAACAUUCCGGAAAAUGCUGAUCCAAAAAUGGUGGCUUGUGGACUUGUCGAUCACAACGGAGGAAAAUUUACAAUAGGGAAUACUGGUGUGAGCCUAACUGUUCCAUCAGGAGCCAUCCCAGAGGGUCGUACUGAAGGAAUUUACGUCGCUAUCGUGGACCAAGAAAAGGAACAUCCAAAAAUUACCGGCAAACAGUCACUGUUGAGUCCAGUGGUAAAAUGUGGCCCCACUGGUCUGAAGUUUCAGCGGCCAGUGAUUUUGAGUAUACCGCACUGUGCUCUGCUUAAUGAAGGAGCUUGGAAGCUCAAAGUUCAGUAAAAUGAAAGUGAACCCAGCACAUCUGCAGACUGGAAGCAGCUGAUUGAUGUAGGCACCCAGGAUGGAACUGAGGAUUCACACGUCAUAGUGGAACCCAACACGGUUCAUGUGAUGGUGGAUCAUUUUACCCUCUUUGCUGUGGUUGGAGAGUCAGGGGCCAAUCAUAAAGCCGAGCGAGAUUUGCAGGUUUUGGCGUAUGUUACACCCCCAGAAGCCAAUGCAAACUGUGUCGUAAGAGUCUAUUGCGUUGAAGGCACUCCAGCAGCAAUUGAGGAUGUAUACAAUCACGAAACUAAAAAGUAUCGAGGUGAAACGAUCGAACCUCCUCAACAACUUCACUUCAAGGACGGCGGAGGAGAUCUUUUGGUCAAACUUACCGAUUGUGAAAGGGGGUGGCAUACCGUGAAGGAAACAAAGAAAAUUCAUUUCCGCGACAUAUGGGAAGGUAUUCACCGCUUACCGAAUGCCACGUUUGUGUUCUCCUCUCGUGACACAAGUGUGUCUGGAUUUAGUGCUCAAUUUGAAGUGCGACAGGAUUGUGAAAAUGGCGACGAAAGAGAAGUUAACGUUGUCACAACGGUCAAACGUGGACGUGAUGUGAGUUUGUUGAAAUUUGACUACUAG